AUGGCCUCCUGCGACACCGCGUCAGUACACGUCGGAAAUGCCGACCACUACCACUACCCCUACGACUACGACUACGACAACUACCACUACCCGCAGACCGACAACAACGACCACGACUACGACAACCACUCCUCGACCCACUCUGCC
Messenger RNA from Dibothriocephalus latus, 147 nucleotides. The record is from the annotation of a GenBank genome assembly. NCBI's taxonomy places the organism in Eukaryota, Metazoa, Platyhelminthes, Cestoda, Diphyllobothriidea, Diphyllobothriidae.